Vitis vinifera (wine grape) is the source of this 4223-nucleotide messenger RNA. RefSeq names its product pentatricopeptide repeat-containing protein At5g65560. Gene Ontology annotation, molecular function: protein binding. The coding region runs from base 125 to 2866 and encodes 913 amino acids. The transcript is spliced from 4 exons. Lineage: Eukaryota; Viridiplantae; Streptophyta; Magnoliopsida; Vitales; Vitaceae. The record is from RefSeq and is a predicted model, not a curated record.
UGAAAAACGUUAGCUAACACAACCCUUCCUCAAACGCAGCCCAUUCCCAAGGCUCACUUCCAGAAGAAGGCAUCUGGUGUUCGGGUGGAGUUGCUUCAUUCAUCCAAAAUCCCAACAAACAUUCAUGCAUGGAUCCCUCACCAUCCUCGGAUUCUCCGCAAUGAGAAAAUCCGCGGCCAUUAUCAAACCAGGUGAGUACCUUCUUAUUCUUCUCAAACCCUACUCCUCAAUCGCUUCUCUCCCUCAAAUACUAUCCCUCGAUUCCGAACCAGUGGAUCUCUCUGCCCAACUCCUCUCUAUUCUCUCUCGCCCAAAUUGGCAGAAACACCCUUCUCUCAGAAAGCUUCUGCCUUCUCUAACCCCAUCUCAUGUCUCCUCUCUCUUCGCCUUCAAUCUCGAUCCCCAAACGGCCCUGAGCUUCUUCAAUUGGAUCGCCCUGCGACCUGGAUUCAAACACAAUGUUCAUUCCUAUUCCUCCAUGUUAAACAUUCUUAUUCGAGCUCGAUUGCUCGGUGUGGCUGAAAAGAUUCGGAUUUCAAUGAUCAAAUCCUGCUGUUCUAUUGAGGAUGUACUAUUUGUAUUGGAAGUCUUUCGGAAAAUGAAUGCUGAUGGUGAAUUCAAAUUUAAACCAACUCUUAGAUGUUAUAAUACCAUUUUGAUGUCUUUGUCAAAGUUUCUUUUGAUUGAUGAAAUGAAGACUGUUUAUUUGGAGUUAUUGAAUAACCAGAUUUCGCCUAAUAUAUAUACGUUUAACGCAAUGGUUAAUGGGUAUUGCAAGAUUGGAAAUGUGGUUGAGGCAGAAUUAUACGCAAGUAAGAUAGUGCAAGCGGGUUUACACCCCGACACAUUUACAUAUACUUCUUUGAUAUUGGGGCACUGUAGGAAUAAAGGUGUAGAUAAUGCUUAUGAGGUGUUUUUGAUUAUGCCGCAAAAGGGUUGUCAAAGGAAUGAGGUUUCCUAUACUAAUCUUAUUCAUGGGCUUUGUGAAGCUGGAAGGAUUAAUGAAGCUCUUAAGUUGUUUGCUGAUAUGACUGAGGAUAAUUGUUGUCCAACUGUGCGGACAUAUACAGUUCUAAUAUACGCAUUGAGUGGAUCAGGUAGGAAAGUAGAGGCAUUAAAUUUGUUUAAUGAGAUGAAGGAGAAAGGCUGUGAACCAAAUGUUCACACUUACACUGUCCUCAUUGAUGGUCUAUGUAAAGAAAAUAAGAUGGAUGAAGCAAGAAAAAUGCUAAGUGAGAUGUCAGAGAAAGGAUUGAUUCCCAGUGUGGUAACAUACAAUGCUUUGAUUGAUGGGUAUUGCAAGGAGGGAAUGAUUGAUGAUGCCUUUGAAAUUUUGGAUUUGAUGGAAUCAAAUAGCUGUGGUCCAAACACUCGCACAUACAAUGAGUUGAUAUGUGGGCUUUGUAAGAAAAGAAAGGUGCACAAGGCAAUGGCGCUACUCAAUAAGAUGCUUGAGCGCAAGCUGUCACCAAGCCUGAUCACGUAUAACUCUUUGAUUCAUGGGCAAUGUAAAGUCAAUGAUUUAGAGAGUGCUUAUAGGUUACUUAGUUUGAUGAAUGAAAAUGGUUUGGUUCCUGACCAAUGGACUUAUUCUGUCUUCAUAGAUACCCUAUGUAAAGAAGGGAGGGUUGAAGAAGCUGGUACCCUAUUUGAUUCUGUCAAGGCGAAAGGCGUAAAAGCAAAUGAAGUGAUAUAUACUGCUCUAAUCGAUGGCUAUUGCAAAGUGGGGAAAAUCGAUGUUGCCUAUUCUUUGCUUGAGAGAAUGCUGAAUGAUGCAUGCUUACCUAACUCGUACACUUACAACGUGUUGAUAGAAGGGCUGUGCAAGGAGAAGAAGAUGAAAGAAGCGUCAUCAUUAGUGGCAAAGAUGUUAACAAUGGGUGUGAAGCCCACAGUUGUUACUUAUACAAUUCUCAUUGGAGAAAUGUUGAAAGAUGGUGCUUUUGACCAUGCUCUUAAAGUUUUCAACCACAUGGUCUCCUUGGGUUAUCAGCCUGAUGUUUGUACAUACACAGCAUUUCUUCAUGCAUAUUUCAGUCAAGGGAUGCUAGAAGAAGUGGAUGAUGUGAUUGCCAAAAUGAAUGAAGAGGGCAUUCUGCCAGAUCUGGUGACUUACACUGUAUUAAUUGAUGGGUAUGCUCGUUUGGGUUUGACACAUCGUGCUUUUGAUUUUCUCAAAUGCAUGGUCGAUACUGGAUGCAAGCCCUCCCUUUAUAUUGUUUCCAUUUUAAUCAAGAAUCUUUCACAUGAAAAUCGGAUGAAAGAAACAAGAUCUGAAAUAGGUAUUGAUUCUGUUUCAAAUGUCAAUUCUGUUGAUAUUGCUGAUGUAUGGAAGACAUUGGAAUAUGAAAUUGCUCUAAAGCUCUUUGAGAAAAUGGUUGAGCAUGGUUGCACAAUAGAUGUCAGUAUAUAUGGAGCACUAAUUGCAGGAUUUUGCCAACAGGAGCGAUUGGAAGAAGCUCAGGGGUUAGUUCAUCACAUGAAAGAAAGAGGAAUGUCCCCCAGUGAAGAUAUUUAUAACUCUCUUCUUGACUGUUGCUGCAAGUUGGGGGUGUAUGCUGAGGCAGUGAGGCUGGUGGAUGCUAUGGUAGAAAAUGGUCUUUUACCACUUUUAGAGUCCUAUAAGUUGCUUGUUUGUGGUUUGUACAUAGAAGGCAGCAAUGAAAAAGCCAAAGCAGUUUUCCAUGGUCUGCUUUCUUGUGGGUAUAACUAUGAUGAAGUAGCUUGGAAGGUUCUUAUUGAUGGCUUGCUUAAGAGGGACCUUGUUGACGAAUGCUCUGAACUGAUAGACAUUAUGGAGGAAAAGGGUUGCCAGCCUAAUCCUCUAACAUAUUCAUUGUUGAUUGAGGGACUUGAAAGGACAUAGAAUGAUUGGACAUAAUAUUUGCUCUGGAUAUUUUUUUUUCCUCAUGAAUGAGUUCUCAGCCGGUACUCUUCAUGUCUGAUGCAGACUCUUGCUAUAUGGGUACCACACCAGAAUCUUUUGGCAUACAAUUCUGGAAUAAAAUUUGUGCUUCAUUGAAGAAUGGAAGUGACCAUGCAGAGCAAUGAUUUGAAAAGAGUGCUUCAAUGCCUUCUUACAAUGAGCAACAGCAGAGAUAUAGGGCAAGAAAAUACAGUACUGAAUUUGAUGACGUUCUCAGUUUAACUGCUAAGAAGGAAAAUAUUCUGGAUGGUGUCCAAGGAAUAGUGAAAUUUGCAGAGGAGUUUUUGGAUCUUAUUGACUGCAGAUGCUACUGCACAAGCAGACAUUGCUUGUGCAGCUCUUAUGAGGUUAGCUGCUGCAAAUUCAACGAAGGGAGCAUUAGAGGAUCAUGAGUUAAGAGGACUAUCUGUCAAUCAUGGAGAGUUGACACAACUGAGUGGUCUAGUAAAUAACUUGAUCUCAGUUGGCCUGGGAUGUGUAGCGACAUUUGCAGCUGUAGUUUUGGAAGACAAUGUGCUUAUGGAGAAGGCAUGGCAGGAUAUUGGCAUACUCCGUGCCCAUGCACAUGUAUGAGCAACACUGAAAAACUUGGUUCAGGCUUGGAACAAAAUUCUGCAGAAGGGGAUUGAGCAUACUCCCUCGGAUAAAAUAGAUGCUGCAGCUGCAUUCCUGGAUUCCUUAAAGGAACCUGAACUUCCAAGUUUGGCAGAAUCUGAGAAGAAACCACCAAUUGAAACUCUUCCUCCUGGAAGGGUGUCUCUAUCUGCUCCCAUUUCUGUUCAGAGGAAACAUGUUCCUGCCACACAGCAACAACCUGGCAAGCUGUUGCUAUCGGAAGAACGUCAGUUAGUGCUACACCACCACCAGAAUCGAGUGAAGCCACUGCAGAUGAGAACAAUCCAAGUUCAUCAGUUAUCAGUCCUGGCCCUGAUCCAGUUGCUCUAUCAUCCAAAAGUCGUCCAGUUUUACCUGAGGGCAUCCCAAGGAACCUGAUGUUCUGGAGAUGAGUGUUCCUGUUACUGCAUUGCCAACGACUGACCCACUUGCUUGACUUUCGAGUCCUAGCGAGUUAUUGGGACUAUAGUUUGUUGAAUAUGUUCUACAGCGUUUCUUCCAUCUUCAUUGAAUUUUAAUUUUACUGAUACCAUUGGCUUGUUUUAAUUACCAUCAACGACAGAUUUUUUGCCAUACCACAGCAGAGGAACCUGAUUUUCUCGGCAAACUCAGUCAUCUCCAUAUUUUGUAUAUUCUUUUGCUACAGUGUAAUGUUAGCCACCUCUCAGCUUUCUUCUUUUAA